Molecule: messenger RNA, 2769 nt
Organism: Nasonia vitripennis (jewel wasp)
Lineage: Eukaryota; Metazoa; Arthropoda; Insecta; Hymenoptera; Pteromalidae
Gene: Xpd
Product: general transcription and DNA repair factor IIH helicase subunit XPD
Exons: 13
Coding region: 137-2416 (759 amino acids)
Biological process (GO): nucleotide-excision repair; transcription by RNA polymerase II; positive regulation of mitotic recombination
Cellular component (GO): nucleus
Molecular function (GO): DNA helicase activity; damaged DNA binding; ATP binding
Source: RefSeq, a predicted model, not a curated record
AACAAAUCAGGAGUAGGCAGUAGGCACAAGUGCAACAGUUGCAUGUCCUUGUGUUAUUGUGCCGGUAAACGAAUAAUUGUCAAAAAACUGUACGGUGAAAAGGACUAGCUGUUAUCGUUGGCACUAAUGCUAUAAUAUGAAGAUAAGUGUUGAUGGUUUAUUAGUAUAUUUCCCGUACGAUUACAUAUAUCCUGAGCAAUAUGCAUACAUGCUGGAUCUUAAACGAGGACUCGAUGCAAAGGGUCACUGCCUUUUGGAGAUGCCCUCGGGUACGGGUAAAACGAUAACACUGCUGUCUCUAAUUGUCGCCUACAUGCUAGAACAUCCUCAUCAAGUAACAAAACUUAUUUAUUGCUCACGUACUGUACCUGAAAUUGAAAAGGUCAUAGAGGAAUUGAAGAAGUUAAUAGACUAUUAUGAAAAAGAAACCAAGGUUUUACCAAAAAUUAUUGGUUUGGUACUUAGUUCAAGAAAGAACAUGUGUAUUCAUCCAGAGGUCAGUAAAGAGAGGGAAGGUAAAAUUGUAGAUAGUCAGUGUCAUGCUCUCACAGCUUCUUAUGUGAGAGAAAGGCAUAAUUACGACGAAUCCACGCCAGUUUGUGGCUUCUAUGAGACAUUUGACAUAGAAGGACGAGAAAUGAUGAUGCCACCUGGUAUAUAUUCCAUAGAUGAUAUGAAAGAAUAUGGCAAAGAUAGAAAUUGGUGUCCUUACUUUCUUGCUCGAUACACGAUAAUGCAUGCACAAAUAAUCGUCUACAGUUAUCACUAUUUGCUUGAUCCAAAAAUAGCAGAAGCAGUAUCAAAGGAACUGGCCAAAAGUUCAGUUGUAGUCUUUGAUGAAGCUCACAAUAUUGAUAAUGUAUGCAUAGAUUCAAUGAGUGUCAAACUAAAUCGCAGAACAAUGGAAAAAAGUUGUGCAAAUUUAAGUCUACUGGAAAAGACUGUUGCAGAAAUGAAAGAAGAUGAUGCAAAUAAACUAAAAGACGAAUACAAUAAACUAGUAGAAGGGCUAAAAGAUGCGCAAGUUGCUCGAGAGACUGAUGUAGUAUUAGCUAAUCCGGUUUUACCAAACGAAGUCUUAGAAGACGUUGUACCAGGUAACAUCCGCAAAGCCGAACACUUUGUCGGUUUCCUCAAGCGUUUCGUCGAGUACCUGAAAAUGCGUCUACGAAUCCAACACGUCGUUCAAGAAACACCAGUGACGUUUUUGCGCGACGUCCAAGCGAAAAUUUGCAUCGAACGUAAACCCUUGCGUUUCUGCGCUGAACGCCUUGCCUCACUUCUUCGGACUAUGGAAAUCACGGACCUUACCGAUUUCUCACCUCUUAUUCUCGUAACACAUCUUGCAACGCUUGUAGCUACUUAUACCAAAGGUUUCACGAUUAUCAUCGAGCCAUUUGACGACAAAGCACCUACAGUACAUAAUCCCAUACUGUACUUCUCAUGCCUGGAUUCGUCGAUCGCGAUGAAACCGAUCUUCGACAGGUUUCAAUCGGUCGUAAUCACAUCGGGUACUCUCUCACCACUGGACAUGUAUCCGAAGAUUCUGAACUUUCAUCCUGUUAUCAUGUCUUCGUUCACAAUGACUCUAGCGAGGCCUUGCCUACUUCCAAUGAUAGUUUCAAAAGGCAACGAUCAAGUUGCGAUAUCUUCAAAGUACGAGACUCGAGAAGACGUUGCAGUGAUAAGGAAUUACGGGCAAUUGCUGGUCGAAUUUGCUGCUAAUGUUCCUGAUGGCAUCGUUUGCUUUUUUACUUCGUACUUGUACAUGGAAUCAGUCGUAGCUGCUUGGUAUGAUCAAGGUAUACUGGAUCAGAUUCAAAGGUACAAACUCAUAUUUAUUGAGACGCAAGACGCGGCCGAAACCAGCCUGGCUUUGUACUACUACAACAAAGCGUGUGAUAAUGGUCGAGGCGCCGUUUUGUUAUCAGUUGCGAGAGGAAAAGUUUCCGAGGGUGUAGAUUUUGAUCAUCAUCUCGGAAGAGCUGUGCUCAUGUUCGGUAUACCCUAUGUUUACACACAAUCCCGAAUUUUGAAGGCACGUCUGGAGUAUUUAAGAGACCAGUUUCAGAUUAAAGAAAACGACUUUUUAACAUUUGAUGCUAUGAGACACGCAGCUCAAUGUGUCGGUCGUGCCAUCAGAGGAAAAACCGAUUAUGGUAUUAUGGUUUUUGCGGAUAAGAGAUUUUCUCGAAUCGACAAGAAAAGCAAGUUGCCUAAAUGGAUUCAAGAGUAUCUUACAGAUAAUCUUUGUAAUCUGUCUACAGAAGAAGCAAUACAGAUAUGCAAAAGAUGGUUACGUCAGAUGGCCCAACCAUUCUCGAGAGAAGAUCAACUAGGACUCUCGUUAUUAACACUAGAACAACUACAAAAUAGAGAACAAGCAAAAAUUGAAGAGCAGGCUCAACAAAAUUAGUCGAUCUACAGUUUGUGAGGUAUACAAAAAUAACUUAACGGUAAUUGAAGUUUUGGACAACAGAAAUAGGUUGUAUACUAUUUGUCUGUAAGGUAAAAAAUGUUGAACAAAUGAUUGCGUUGAAAAAAGUUUAAUAACAAAGUACGGCAGCGAAUUAUUAACAUUAACAGUGUAAAAAAUACAGUUAUAUCUAUAAAUACUAUAUUAAUUUAAUAUCACCAGCGCACGAGGAUUAGAUCACCUUCAUCGAUGAGGUAAUAGCUUAGUUCUUGUAGUGGCUUGUCCAGCGGUAUUUCGUCUUCGGAAACCUGUGUAAAAUUUUACGUGACCAUUAAAACAAAGUUUUUUAUACA